Mercurialis annua (annual mercury) is the source of this 1653-nucleotide messenger RNA. RefSeq lists its product as uncharacterized. The record is from RefSeq and is a predicted model, not a curated record. The transcript has 2 exons. The coding region runs from base 1 to 1653 and encodes 550 amino acids. NCBI's taxonomy places the organism in Eukaryota, Viridiplantae, Streptophyta, Magnoliopsida, Malpighiales, Euphorbiaceae.
AUGAUGCUGCAAGACGUGACGGACCCAAUGCUCUGUAGAGUGUUCCCAGCAACAUUGCAAGGCUCGGCACAGAAGUGGUACUCAUAUCUCAAGGCUGGCUCAAUCGGUUCCUUUUUCGAUUUGGCCACAAGAUUCAAAGCGCGCUUCAGGACCAACAUCCCAAUGCAGAAAGGUUCCAGCGACUUAAAAAAAUGUAAACAAGGAGACCAAGAAACGUUGAAGAAUUUUGUGGAAAGAUUCAAUAAAGAGGCGGUCCAAAUCGAGAAUCUUAAUCACGACACAGCCAUAGAGGCCAUGAAGAUUGGGACCCGAUUUGAAGAGCUCCGAGACAAAAUUCUGAUGAAAAAGCCAACCACCUUCCAAGACUUAAUGCUGAUAGCACACAAGUAUGUAGAACUAGACGAAGCAAGGAGAACUUUGACCAAGCAGUCGGAGACAACGAAACAAGACAACUCCAAAUAUCGAGGAAAGAAAGAGGAGGAGAGACCCCGAACGCAGAGAUUCGGAGGAUCGAGCAGACCUUAUGACUUCACGCCACUGAACCGAGCCCCAGUCUAUAUACUCAGCUGGAUGAAGCAAAACCGGGUGAUGUUCAACACCCCCAGAAGAAUGGACCCAGACAAGGAACGAGACAAGAGCAAGUACUGUCGCUUUCAUGAGGGCUAUGGCCACGACACAGAUCGCUGCUGGAAUCUUAAAAGAGAGAUAGAACAACUAAUCCAAUCUGACGUGCUGAGGAAAUUCGUCCACGAAAAGACAGGAGAAAAGAGGAAAGGAGACACCACAGAAAAAGAAGAACAGAACAAGAAAGCCAAAGAGGUCGCAGGGGUAAUACAUGUUAUCGAUGGAGGUGAGCCUUACAGCAACUCCCAAAAGAAGAAGAGGAACAGAAGAGGUUCUGCGACAAUUUUCGCAAUUGAAAGGGAAAUAGCUCAAGAAGUCUCGUUCGGCCCAGAAGAUGGAGGACACGUACGAGGAACUCACAAUGAUGCAUUGGUGAUAGAAGCAGUGAUAAGAAACCACCGGGUCAAGCGUAUCCUAAUAGAUGAAGGAAAGCUAGGUGAGAAGACCGAGGGGCCACUCAAGAAACUACAUGCCCAGUUCAACGUGGUAGAUUUACCUCUAGCAUAUAACGGAAUCUUCGGCAGACCAUUCUUAUACCAAUCAAGCGCAGUAACUAGCAUCAGGUUACUGACUUUAAAGAUACCCACCUCAGAGGGAACAGUAGUAAGGGGAAGCCAAGAAAUGGCCAGGGAGUGUUGUAUGAUAACAACAGAAGAAGGAGAAAGCUUACCGAUCGCCACUUUUCCUGGGAUGGUCUUAGACGAAGAAGAAGUAGGAGGCGUAGAACCAGUCGGAGACAUGGAGGACUUCGAAAUAACUACAACCAAAGUAGUAAAGGUAGGGACAGAUGUCCCAAAAGAGGUGAAAGAGGGAAUACAGUCCAUCCUAAAGAACAACGCGGAGUCGUUCGCUAUAGAACCAGCAGAAAUCAAAGGAGUUGAUCCAAAAAUAGCUUCACACAAGCUAAACAUAAAGCCAGGGAGCAGACCCGUGGUACAGAAGAAGCGGCGAUUAGCAGAGGAGAGGUGGAAGGUUAUCGCAGACGAAGUUAAAGUGCUAGAAGUGGCUGGUUUCAUCCGAGAAGUAUAG